UCCCUCCUUCCCAUUCGCCAUCUUGUCGCUUUGCAUGGUGGGUGGAAGAAGAACGAUUAGAACUUUAUUAUGGAUGACAAUAGCACAUCAGAAGGGUGUUCUGAUAAAACUGAAAAUUCUUCUUUAGAAGGAACUCAUGUCCAAGAAGUCAUUGGUUUGCUAUUGGCAACACCAAAUGAACAAGGUGAAGAUAGUUCCCAUGUCAUCAGUUUGCCAAUUACUACUAAACCAGAUCCUGAUCCAUUGCCUAUUUCUUCUGAAGCAACAAUAUCAAUUUCUACCUCAUCUCCUCUCAACAUAUCAACUGUUGCACUAACAAAUGCUUCAAUGCCACUUGUAGAGCAUAAUUUAACUGAUCACACAGUAGAAACUCAUACUGUUCAGUUAGGUGAUGGAACAACAGCUUUGGUUCACACUCUACCUGCUGAUGAAGUAGAUAGAUUAGAUGGAAUGGCAAAAUUUAUAGAUGGACAAGCUGUACAGUUGGCAGAUGGAACAACAGCUCUUAUUCGAACAACUCCUCAAGAAGGUUUUCAACCAGUUCAGCUUGAAGAUGGUACAGUAGCUUAUAUUGCACCAACUGCAUCAGAAGCUCUCUUUGAUACUGAAGCUGGCUUGAGUUUAGAACAGUUAACAACAACACAGGGUAGUGAAACUUUAGAUGAUAAAUCAAAUUUGGAUUUAAAAGUUACUUUAGGUGUUCUUCAUUCAAGUAGACCUGUUGUUAGUGCCAAAGCAUUGGCAUUAGGAGAUAAAGCUUUUCGAUGUACAUAUGAAGGUUGUGGUCGACUAUAUACUACCCAACAUCAUUUAAAGGUUCAUGAACGAUCUCAUACAGGAGACCGUCCAUUUAAAUGUGCUGCUCCUGGUUGUGGUAAGGCAUUUGCAACUGGCUAUGGACUGAAAAGUCACACUAGAGUUCAUACAGGAGAAACUCCAUAUAAAUGUCCGGAAGAACAUUGUCAUAAAGCUUUUAAAACUUCUGGUGAUUUGCAAAAACAUGUUAGGACUCAUACAGGUGAAAGACCAUUCAAAUGUCCAUUUGAAGGGUGUGAUAGAGCAUUCACUACUUCAAAUAUUCGUAAAGUUCACAUCAGAACUCACACAGGAGAAAGACCCUAUGUAUGCAAGGAAGAAGGGUGUGGAAGAGCAUUUGCAAGUGCAACCAAUUAUAAAAAUCACAUCAGGAUACACACUGGAGAGAAGCCAUACAUGUGUACAGUUCAAGGAUGUGGGAAAAAGUUUACAGAAUAUUCUAGUCUCUAUAAACAUCAUGUUGUUCACACACAUUCAAAACCAUAUAGAUGUGAUGAAUGUGGUAAGACUUACAGACAGACUUCAACACUUGCCAUGCAUAAACGUACUGCUCAUGGAAUAAUUGAUGCAACUGAUGGAUCUUUAUUAGAUUCAUCGGUUUCUCUUACAGAAGAGAGUAAUUUAGAUGAUCCUGACAUGGAUUCAUCUAACAAAGAAGCAAGGAUACAUUUCCAUUUAGAAUCAGAAAAUCAAGACAACACAACAAAUCUUGUGAUUCAUCGACAGAAUGCCAGACAG
Centruroides sculpturatus (bark scorpion) is the source of this 1554-nucleotide messenger RNA. RefSeq names its product zinc finger protein 76-like. Lineage: Eukaryota; Metazoa; Arthropoda; Arachnida; Scorpiones; Buthidae. Gene Ontology annotation, molecular function: RNA polymerase II cis-regulatory region sequence-specific DNA binding; DNA-binding transcription factor activity, RNA polymerase II-specific. The annotation marks the transcript as partial. The record is from RefSeq and is a predicted model, not a curated record. Gene Ontology annotation, cellular component: nucleus. The transcript is spliced from 10 exons. Gene Ontology annotation, biological process: regulation of transcription by RNA polymerase II.